AGAUGUUUGGCUCCGGCUCCAACCCGGCGCCGUGUGGGUCGAAGGCGGAGGAGUUGAAGAUGAUGCUGGAUCAAGACGGAGAAGUACUUGCUGGCCGAAAUCGCAGACUGGUCGAAGCUCAGAUCUCCAAGAGAGAGGAGGAAAACAAGAAGAGACUGAGACGUUGUGGUCUCGAAGGUGUGCAGCCAAAGGUUACAGACUUUGCUGCCGAGUCCUUUGAGGUGCUGAAGCCUCAAGACCCAAAGGUCAUGAUGCGGCGUGCAGAGGCCGAGAAUUACGACAGUCCCUACUUUAGGUACAGCAAGAAGGCUGCCGAAGGCGAGCAGGUUGCUGGACGAGAGCGCCUUCAGGCUUUCCCAUUCCACCUUGAGAACGGUGGAAGCAUCUUCAACGGCGACAGGGCUGAGCACCUUGACAAGGGUAUCUCGCUACUUCUGUCGAUCACCGAGCUCAGGGAAUCCGUGCUCAAGGACAUUUCAUUCAAUGAUCAGAAGAGCCUUGCGCUGACAUGCAAAACGGCCUUCGUGGCGGCUGGGCACUUUUACAUCGGCAAGAUGGACGAUGACCAGAGUCCCGUCGUUGCUGUGAGCUCGCGAGUGUCCUUGCUCGCUGAAAGGAUCUUUGGAAGGGAGGGUCUCGCAGAAACCCAGGUCCUCAGGACGACAAACCCCCAGGGUCUCACGCGCGACAGGCUCGUCCGCGACAAGAUGAUGCCACCUUCAGAGCCGGUCUUUUUGUACACGGAAGGCAGCUCGGAAGUCGACCACAGGGUUGAGACUCGCACUGGAGCCCGUCACAUCAUGAUGACGGCCGUACCUCUCAAAGCUACCCCAGAGACCUACAAUAGGUCCCCCCGCCCGACAUAUCAAAACUCUUAUUUGCACAUGUGGCGUGGCUUCGAGGCUAUCUACAACGUUGGCGACUCGAUCGAGACACUGGACAUCUCGUGCCAGCCCAUGCUGGUACCUAGCCACAUCUAUUUGGUGCUGACGGCUACGCCCAAGAUCAAGCGUCUUACUCUGCGGAGGAACCACUUGCUUCGCAUCUCGGACACCCAAAAGCUAAUGGAAAUCGUCCAUCAGCUUGUACCAGGCUGCAUCCUCGAUUUCAGCCCCUAUUUCUUCUACGGAGCCCUGCACCGAGAGGUCGACAACAAUUUCGACAUUAGCAAGGGCUCUUUCGGCCUGACUUGGGAAGAUUCCGGUGUAAAGACGGAAAAGGUAGUGGCCGUCUUCCUCAUGAAGAUGCGUGCCACCGAAGCAAAGCUCGGCAUGCGAGUCCUGGACAAGGGAAUGUGUCUACGGGACUUUCUGAACCGCCUGCCGCUGCGUCCAGGAACUGUCGACAGCAUCAUCAAGUUCUGGGACGACUCCGAAGUUGGCGUGACCGACGGCGUCAUCUCCUGGGACCUUCUCCACCGGAUCGUUGAGCCGAACGCUGCGAUUUCGUGGGAAUACCAGCUUCUAGCAUGCCGACACUGCGAUAUCGAGAUGCCCCAAUUCCUCAUGCAUGCCGGAAACUCUUGUGCAUUCUGCAGCCUCGAAUUCUUUGCAAACGCAGAGACCGAUCGCUACCGGCACGAGAAGGAGGACAUUGCCAACUCGCACCUCGACCUGAACGACCUCGUAGAGUCCAACACAACCCUGGGCAGCCUCGUCUGCGCCAAGGAGCUCCCCGCCGUCGCGUCGACCGAGAAUGCCGUCGUGGUCAAGGGGUUCUGGGACAAGUCCGUCGGCCCGUGGACGGCGGUCGACACGUCGCGUCCUGAGCUGUCGCACCUGAUGGAGCCCGUACUGCGCUGCCGGAGGCUGUACAAGAUCCGGCUCCGCGACCUCUCGUGGGCGUACGACAAGCAGGUUUGGAAAUGGGCGCCCUCGGCCGAGUUUGCCAUCAACUGCCGCAAGGCGGGGUUUCGGGAUCGCGGACCCGGCGACCACGAGUUCUUUCCCGUGCAGCACGACAACGUCUUUCGGAACCAGUGGCGCGUCGACGUCCACACGGGGGAGUCGUACCAGGUCGCGUUCCUGCCUGACGAAUUCGCCUACAGCUCCCAGAGGUUCUACUCCCGCGCCGGGGAUUGGGAGCAGUCCCGCAUCGACUUUACCAAGACGGACAAGGAGGUCGAGGAGGAAAAGUACAGGCAGAUGUACUCCCCCUGGUGAGCAUGCUUGCAAUGCACAUCUUUGACAUGGGGGGCUCUUUUUUUCUGGUCAUACUUCUUGCAAUUGGGGGGACAAAAAGUGAUACUGCCAUUGUUUCGAUCUGUUUUGAUACCCAACUAGAUUCCUAUUCGCUCAGUCGAUUUCGAUUUCCUUUGUCAUUGCUCAUCGAUUCAUCCCCUUUUUUUUGUUCUUCUUGAUCAACAAAACGCCCGCUGAUGGCUACUCGGUUCAUACCCUUUUUCUC
Pyricularia oryzae 70-15 is the source of this 2406-nucleotide messenger RNA. RefSeq lists its product as uncharacterized. Lineage: Eukaryota; Fungi; Ascomycota; Sordariomycetes; Magnaporthales; Pyriculariaceae. The transcript has 4 exons. The record is from RefSeq and is a predicted model, not a curated record. The annotation marks the transcript as partial.